AUCGCAAACCCCUGCACACAAAGUAAUACGCCUUCUUGCCACAUUAUGUUCUUUCACGUGUAUGCUUAUGUUGCCGAUGGAAAAAUAAUAAAAUACUUUUUUUUUCAUUAAGUUUGGGAGUGAGUCGCCAACCCUGGGCUGACAUCAGCUGACCACAAAGAAUAAAUUAGGAGUUUAGUGUGCCAUUUCAAAACUCAUCAUGGUAUUCAUGCUAAUCCACAGUAAACUUCACGUACACGCGUGCCAUGAUACACACGUGAUAACAUUUACUGCACUGAAUCUAGACUAAAUAGAUUUUAAAACGCAGUACAUUUAAAAAAAAAAAAAAAAAAAACUCAAAUAGUGUACAUUUUCUAUAAUAUGUGCGACCUAGUCUUCCAGUAAAUUUCGCUGAAUGAAAACUUUCGGCCAAUUCAGUCAGAACUGUCAACACGUUUGUUGACGUCAUUGCACGUGCAUUAGUAAUUAUGGAUCUCGUGAGCGUGUGAAGCCUGAGAGUCAUACAUUUGAGUGGUGAGAAAGAGUAUAAUCUGUUAAACCACAGAAGAGGCAAGGGUAGGUGAUACAAUGAAGCGAACUUUUAAUGAAAAUCCAACAAGGACAACGGCAGGCUGCCUUCCUGUACAGUUGUUCAAUCAGAAGAAACGAAACAGACUACCAUUGACGUCAAAUCCUAUUGAGAAAGAAUUCCAUUCCAGCAAUGAAUAUUCAUCUGCCCGAGGUUUUGAAUCUUCAUAUAGGCCAUCAGGAUUUUACCAGACACAUGCACCAAGCAAUCAAGUGGGUACUGCACAGGCCAGUCAGUGGGCCAACCAGGGAUAUCAGAGUGUGAAGUCUAAUGCAAGCAGUUCAGGAGGAGGCUUUGCACCAAUGGCACAUCCAAGUAGAGCUAAAAACACUGGAUCAAACAUGGGACAGCAAUCUUUCAGUUCAGGAAAUUGGCAAGAAACCAAACAAAGAAGUUUUCCUUCAACUAGUGGGAACGCUCAGAGCAAAGUCAACACAGCCAGCACUUACAGACAAGCUGACAUCCAAGAAUCUUUUCACAGACAACAAAACCAGUCAGAACCCGUUCACCAGUCACCAAAGAUGCAGUGGCCCAAACCUUCCACAUCAAGCUCUUCAACCACUGGAGUUCAGUCGCAGAGCUCUUCCUGGAAUUUUAAAUCUACUCCUCAGAUCAAUCAGUUUAACAAAGACAGUCAGAGCUGGUUUCCUAACAAUAGCUUUGAUGUGCCUCAGCCAAAGAAACCACCAGUAUUCAAGAUGAAACCUGCAGAAGAAAAAUCUCUGCGUCUUGUGACCACUGUAGUGGCAGGCAUGAAGCACUGGAGCCAGUACAGUGAUCGUGCUCCUUUCCUGUUUGAGGUUUCUGCUACACUAGAUUCAGCUGUUACUACUGGAAGUCAUGGUGCAAAGACAUUUCUUUUAAGAGAUGGAAUGGAUGCUGUACAAUGUGUUUUUUAUGAAACUGACCGUGAACUUCCGAGACUAAUCAGAGGCCAGGUUCACAGAUGUGUAGGGAACUAUGAUAAGAAGAGAAACCAGCUAAAAUGUGUCUCAGUCAGGCCAGCGACAACUUUGGAACAAAGAAACUUUCCUGAAUCGGUUAAAGCUUCAGACAUGGAGAUGAGACAGUAUAUAAAAAUGUUGAAUGAAGUUUAACAAAUGACUGUAUUCUGUAUAACUGCUAUGAGAAUAUUGACAUAUCAGUUGAUUCUUCACCAAGUAAGAUAGCAAUAAGCAGUGUUGUAAAGAAGCCAUACCCUAAGACAUUCCAGUUUCAAAAUGUGCAUUUUAGCAUAAUUUUUUUUUGUUAAUUUAAAAUUGGUAUUAUUAGUUCAUGUAUUAAUAUAUUGUAAUGUAAGGUUGAGUUUGUUUUCACUAACACUGAUGCAAAUUGUAAAGCUGCUAUUUUGUGACAUUAAAGGCAUAUUAUAUAUUCUGUUCUACUGUUCAUGAACAGUACACAUGUUAAUAUUUAGGUCUGGGAGACAUAUUUAAUUUCCAAUCCAUUUCUUCCCCAACCAAAACAUGUGAAA
Messenger RNA from Acipenser ruthenus (sterlet), 2042 nucleotides. RefSeq names its product spermatogenesis-associated protein 22-like. Gene Ontology annotation, biological process: gamete generation; meiotic DNA repair synthesis; homologous chromosome pairing at meiosis. Lineage: Eukaryota; Metazoa; Chordata; Actinopteri; Acipenseriformes; Acipenseridae. The coding region runs from base 568 to 1665 and encodes 365 amino acids. The transcript is spliced from 8 exons. The record is from RefSeq and is a predicted model, not a curated record.